Messenger RNA from Carassius auratus (goldfish), 1336 nucleotides. Its product is annotated as zona pellucida sperm-binding protein 3-like. The record is from RefSeq and is a predicted model, not a curated record. Bases 41 to 1321 code for a protein of 426 amino acids. Gene Ontology annotation, molecular function: acrosin binding. Gene Ontology annotation, cellular component: extracellular matrix. The transcript has 8 exons. NCBI's taxonomy places the organism in Eukaryota, Metazoa, Chordata, Actinopteri, Cypriniformes, Cyprinidae. Gene Ontology annotation, biological process: binding of sperm to zona pellucida; positive regulation of acrosome reaction; egg coat formation.
UACUGAUGUGUAUUGUAGCAUUGUGCCAAAGUUUGUUAGGAUGGGGUUCUUGCAAGGUGUGUUAGUGUUGGUUGUGAUUGUGGCUUUUGAUCUGAAGAGUGCAUUGGGAAGUUUGAAACACCGUCAAAGUCCAAGCAGCAGAAAGCCGCAAUCAGCUUCAGCUUCCAGAGUUCCUGAUCUUUCUUCUCAAGGGUUCUUGAAUCCUUUCCAAAAGGCUUCUCAGCUCCCCAGUCUUGACUACAGAAAAUUUGCGCAAGACCCUCUUGGUCUUCAGGAGAAGCAGCUGUUGCAGGGUCCAGUCAAGCCUUUGUCCUGGAAGUUUCCCGUCGUUCCAGAGGUGCAACGUGAGUUGGCGGUGAACUUCCAGUUGAGGAAACCUGUGACUCCCAGUAGUGUGGCUGUUCAAUGCAGUGAGGACCGGGUUCAUGUGGAGGUAAAGAAGGAUAUGUUCAGCAAUGGUCAGCUGAUCCAGCCAUCUGGUUUGUCUAUGGGAGGCUGUCCUGUUGUUGGUGAGGACUCUGCCUCUGGGGUGCUCAUCCUUGAAUAUGCACUACAGGACUGCAAUAGUGUGCUGAUGAUGACUGCGGAUGAGCUAGUCUACACCUUUGCUCUUACCUACACCCCUGUGGCGUUUGCUGGCACGCCGAUUACCCGUACUGAGGGUGCAGUUGUUGGCGUUCAAUGCCACUAUCAAAGGCUCCAUAAUGUGAGCAGUAAUGCUUUGAGGCCAACUUGUGUUCCUUAUGCUUCAACGGAGGUUGCUGAAGACGUCUUGGUGUUCUCCAUGAACCUCAUGAUGGAUGACUGGGCCAAUCAGAGGCCUUCAAAUUUGUACUUCUUGGGUGACAUUAUUGACCAUAGGUUUAGCUCUUCUUGGUGCCUUGUGGAUGCCAAGGCUACGGCUUCCAGCUCCCACUUCUUGCCUCGGACCAAGGAAGACAAGAUCCGGUUCCAGCUGGAGGCUUUCAUGUUCCAGGGAGGAUCCAGUCCUUCUAUCUACAUAACGUGUACCGUGAAGGCCACUCUUGCUUCUGCACCCAGUGACGCUCUCCACAAAUCCUGUUCCUUUUCCAACGGGUGGCUUGCUGCUGAUGGGAACCACCAGGUUUGUGCUUGCUGUGACUCAACUUGUGGCCCUGAAGGGGGACGUGAUGCUCCUAUUGGGGUAGGUGUUCAGUGGGAAGGCAAGGCCUCCCUCGGUCCUGUAAUGGUUCAAGGGCGACAGAAGACUCUAGCUGGGCUUCAACAAAUAGGGACAACCCUAUUGCGUCCAAUAAACCAAAAACCGUGUUCUUGCUUCUGCUCUUCUUGUCUAGUUUAAAAACUCUGGGUUUGU